CUGAAAAAACAAAAUUGUUAAAAUCCAUGAUUAUUGCUGUACUCACUGCCCUACUCCUUUUUAAAAAAAUUUUCAGGUGGGUAUAACCCAUAUAUAGAGAUAAUUGAACAACCCAGGCAAAGGGGAAUGCGCUUUAGAUACAAAUGUGAAGGGCGAUCAGCUGGCAGCAUUCCCGGGGAGCACAGCACAGACAACAACCGAACAUACCCGUCUAUCCAGAUUAUGAACUAUUAUGGAAAAGGAAAAGUGAGAAUUACAUUAGUAACAAAAAAUGACCCAUACAAACCUCAUCCUCAUGAUUUAGUUGGAAAAGACUGCAGAGAUGGUUACUAUGAAGCAGAAUUUGGACAAGAACGCAGACCUUUAUUUUUUCAAAAUUUGGGUAUUCGAUGUGUGAAGAAAAAAGAAGUAAAAGAAGCUAUUAUUUCAAGAAUAAAGGCAGGAAUCAAUCCUUUCAAUGUCCCUGAAAAACAGCUGAUUGAUAUUGAAGAUUGUGACCUCAAUGUGGUGAGACUAUGUUUUCAAGUUUUCCUCCCUGAUGAACUUGGUAAUUUGACAACUGCUCUUCCUCCUGUUGUCUCUAACCCAAUAUAUGACAACCGUGCUCCAAAUACUGCAGAAUUAAGGAUUUGUCGUGUAAACAAGAACUGUGGAAGUGUCAGAGGAGGAGAUGAAAUAUUUCUACUUUGUGACAAAGUUCAGAAAGAUGACAUAGAAGUUCGUUUUGUGUUGAACGAUUGGGAAGCAAAAGGUAUCUUCUCACAAGCUGAUGUACACCGUCAAGUAGCCAUUGUUUUCAAAACUCCACCUUAUUGCAAAGCUAUAAUGGAACCAGUAACAGUAAAAAUGCAGCUGCGGAGACCUUCUGACCAGGAAGUUAGUGAAUCUAUGGAUUUUAGAUAUCUCCCAGAUGAAAAAGAUGCUUAUGGCAAUAAAUCAAAGAAACAAAAGACAACUCUACUUUUUCAAAAACUCUGGCAGGAUUGUGUUAAUUUUCCUGAGAGACCAAGACCUGCCUCCCUAGGAUCAAUUGGAGAAGGAAGAUACAUCAAAAAAGAAUCAAACUUGUUUCCUCAUCGUGAAGUUUUAACAGAAAUGCCCAGGCCUUCAGGAGUUUCAAGUCAAGCAGAACCCUACUAUUCCUCACCUGUGUCCAUCUCAAGUGGAUUUUCGCAUCAUACUCCAGCCAUACACACAGUGGUCCCUCAGCCUUCUUCAAGCUGGUCAUCAGUGGCCCACCCCACCUCACGCUCAAUCAAUUCAAAUACACUGAGUAGUUUUUCAACAGGGACAAUCGCCUCUAAUUCACCAGGUAUUCCACCAUUCCUGGAAAUACCUGGUGUGAGUGAUUUAAAUGCUUCUACUGCUUGCAUUUAUAACAAUGCUGAUGACAUAGGCAGAAUGGAAGCAUCAUCCAUAUCACCUGCUGACUUAUAUAUUUCUGAUGCCAACAUGCUGCCUACUUGCCCUGUGAAUAUGAUGACAACCAGCAAUGAUAGCAUGGGGGAGACUGAUAAUCCAAGACUUGUGAGCAUGAAUCUUGAAAACCCCUCCUGUAAUUCCGUGUUAGAUCCAAGAGACUUGAGACAGCUCCAUCAGAUGUCCUCUUCCAAUAUGUCAGCAGGCACGAGUUCCAGUACUACUGUUUUUGUUUCACAAUUAGAUGCAUUUGAGGGAUCUGACUUCAAUUGUGCAGAUAACAACAUGAUAAGUGAGUCGGGACCGUCAAACAGUACCAAUCCAAACAGUCAGAGUUUUGUUCAAAAUAGUCAGUAUUCAGGUAUUGGCACUAUGCAAAAUGAGCAAUUGAAUGACUCCUUUGCAUGUGAAUUUUUUCAAGUAUAACUUGCAAGAUUAAAUCCUUUCAAGUAUUUGCAGUUAUUUUGAUACUACAUAUAUAGGUGCAACAUUUUACGUUUGAGAAUAGAAUACAAGAGUUUUUUAUUGU
Messenger RNA from Carlito syrichta (Philippine tarsier), 1948 nucleotides. It is a transcript of the gene REL, whose product is annotated as REL proto-oncogene, NF-kB subunit. Gene Ontology annotation, cellular component: cytoplasm. Gene Ontology annotation, biological process: regulation of transcription by RNA polymerase II; canonical NF-kappaB signal transduction; innate immune response. The record is from RefSeq and is a predicted model, not a curated record. Gene Ontology annotation, molecular function: DNA-binding transcription factor activity, RNA polymerase II-specific; RNA polymerase II cis-regulatory region sequence-specific DNA binding. The transcript has 9 exons. Lineage: Eukaryota; Metazoa; Chordata; Mammalia; Primates; Tarsiidae. The coding region runs from base 127 to 1845 and encodes 572 amino acids.